This is a messenger RNA of Parnassius apollo (apollo), 690 nucleotides long. NCBI's taxonomy places the organism in Eukaryota, Metazoa, Arthropoda, Insecta, Lepidoptera, Papilionidae. The record is from the annotation of a GenBank genome assembly.
AUGGCGUUGGAAGGUGGGCGAACGAAUAUGCGUUUAUGCAAAGGGUUAACAUCUAACGUCAUCGCAGAAGUUUUGAAUGACUCAGAGUUCGAUUAUUCUGGAGAUGAUACAGAUGAAGAUUCAGAGUUUCAUCCACCAGAAAUCAAUCAAACUAUCCGUGAUCAUGCUCAAAGCGAAUCCAGUAGUUCGAGCGAGGAUGAAGAUGAUUAUGUUACUUCGGUGGCUUCUCCGACAGUGUCAGACAACUCAGACUCACCUUCAACUUCGUCAUACUUAUUACGAGCAAGAGGAAGUGCAAGGAGAACAUCUCACAGGCAGAGUUGUGGUCGUAGCCGUGGUAGAGGUGAAAGCUCACAGUUAAUAUCCCCUCGACAAAUAGCUAUAAGAACUCGACAAUAUAACGCAGGAAUUCAAGAUACUUGGGUACACGAGACACUAGAUUCAAAAAUUAAUAGUUUGAUGCAACCUGCUUACAUCAAUAAAAGUUCUAACGAAUGGGAGUGGUACCAGUUUUAUGAGCAAUACGUAGAUGAUGAUAUUUUAAACUGCAUAGUAACAUGCACCAAUAGGACACAAGUAUUAGAGACCGGCACUAUUAUGAAGAAUAGAAUCCCGAAAAACUCUGUAUUAACUGAUGAAAAUACGUUUAAAAAGAGAGCGAGAGGAAGUAACGAAGUAAAAGUUAGAUAA